This is a messenger RNA of Mauremys reevesii (Reeves's turtle), 1135 nucleotides long. RefSeq names its product homeobox protein EMX1. Gene Ontology annotation, biological process: central nervous system development; regulation of DNA-templated transcription; neuron differentiation. Bases 73 to 780 code for a protein of 235 amino acids. The transcript has 3 exons. The record is from RefSeq and is a predicted model, not a curated record. Gene Ontology annotation, molecular function: DNA binding; DNA-binding transcription factor activity, RNA polymerase II-specific. Lineage: Eukaryota; Metazoa; Chordata; Testudines; Geoemydidae.
GGGGAUCUUUUGCGCACACACACACACACCCGAGGCACAACCCCCUCCAAAGAGCUCACUCCAGAGCAAACCAUGUUCCAGCCUGCAGCUAAGCGGUGCUUCACCAUCGAGUCGCUGGUGGCGAAGGACAAUCACUUGGCUUCAGAGGAUCCCAUCCGACCCACAGCCCUCAACUACCCCAACCCUUCCGCGGCCGAGGCGUUCGUCAAUGGCUUUCACAGCGCGGCAGCCGGCAGGUCCCUCUACAGCAGCCCGGAGCUGGUCUUCCCCGAGGCCGUGAGCCACCCCUCCUUGGGCGUCCACCCGCACCAGCUGGGCGCGUCCCAGCUCCAGCACCCGCACUCCUUCUUCGCCCCCCAGCACAGAGACCCCCUCAACUUCUACCCCUGGGUGCUGAGGAACAGGUUCUUCGGGCACCGCUUCCAAGGGAGCGAGGUGUCCCAGGAGGGUUUGCUACUGCAUGGGCCAUUUGCCAGGAAGCCCAAGCGGAUCCGCACGGCCUUCUCCCCGUCCCAGCUCCUGCGGCUCGAGAGGGCCUUCGAGAAGAACCACUACGUGGUGGGGGCCGAGCGCAAACAGCUGGCCAGCAGCCUCAGCCUCUCCGAGACCCAGGUGAAAGUGUGGUUCCAAAACAGAAGGACGAAAUACAAGAGGCAGAAGCUGGAAGAGGAAGGCCCCGAAUCAGACCAGAAGAAGAAAGGUUCCCAUCACAUCAAUAGAUGGCGGAUUGCCACCAAACAGUCCAACGGGGAAGACAUUGAUGUCACGUCUAAUGACUAGAAAGGGGGCAGGCUGCUGGCAAAUAAACCAAUGAGAGGAACAAGGGGGAGGAGGGGAAAAUACGGGGCAAACAAAACAAAAACAAAAACCGGAGCGAUUUCACAAAGACAAAGCAACCGUCACCAACAGCUGAGUUUCCUCCGCGGUGCAUGGGCCAAACGAGAGGCCUACGGACCAGUCCCCCCCUCGGCACUCAGUUCUGCCCACUGGGUGGCCUUCACCGGCGCUUUGGAAAUGAAAGCUCCCAGAGAACAGAGGAAACACCCCUGCAGCCAUCCUGCGCUCCUGAGAACUGAACCGAGCUGCCCGUCCUCGCAGCCUGAAGCUGUCGGUCAGCCACAAGAUCAAAUAAAAA